Messenger RNA from Lucilia cuprina (Australian sheep blowfly), 2916 nucleotides. It is a transcript of the gene Pih1D1, whose product is annotated as PIH1 domain-containing protein 1. Bases 147 to 2549 code for a protein of 800 amino acids. The record is from RefSeq and is a predicted model, not a curated record. NCBI's taxonomy places the organism in Eukaryota, Metazoa, Arthropoda, Insecta, Diptera, Calliphoridae. Gene Ontology annotation, biological process: box C/D snoRNP assembly; rRNA processing. The transcript has 4 exons. Gene Ontology annotation, cellular component: R2TP complex; cytoplasm; ribonucleoprotein complex.
CUAGCAGUUUCUUAUAACUCUUUUUGACAUUCGUCUUCGUGUUGUAUUUUCGUUGUGCGGAGUUUUUUUGCAAGUGAAUUUUAUUCGUACAAUAAUUACAAAUAAAUUGAUAAAAAACAGUUUUUGCUUAAAUAGUUUUUAAAAAAAUGAGUUCACGUCGCAAUUAUCUAGAUGCUGAUAACAGCAUUAUGGAAAGAAAUUUAAGAUUUGUUAGGAAUGAUUUGGAGGAAAAUCUAAAUCAAUAUUUUGGCGGUUCAGGUAGUCGUAGUAGCAAUUCUACUACGGUAACGGCUCCACCACGUGAUUAUAAUGUUGUACAACCAAAACCCGGUGGCUCUCAUGCCCUUAAAACAGCAUCAAGUGGUCUGGAAAAACGACGAGAGUUUCUUUUACAAUUAGGUUUGGCCCGUCAUGAGGCAUACGAAUUGGCGAAAAACUCCAACUUUGAUGUUAAUGACUAUCAGGUAAAAUGUCAAAAAUGGAUUAAUAAUGGCGUUCAGCUAAUUGAAGUAAAUAAUAGAAUAUUGAGUGAAAUUCGUAGUGGAAAAAGUUGGAUCGAACCAGUUUCACAUAAAGAUACAUCAUAUUUUGAGAAACAAGAUAGUUUACAACAUGAUAAUCGUGGAUAUAAACAACAUUAUCGUUCACGAUCUCGUUCUCCUACUUCUUAUAAAGUACAAAGAAAUGAUCAUAUAGAAGUACGAUAUCAACAAUCAAGAUCACGUUCACCAAAUAGGAAUGUUAAUGCAAUGUAUGGGAGAAACACUGAGCAAAGGUUUCUCUCUGGAGAUGAAGUUAGAAGACGGGAAAUUGUUAAUGAUUCUCCGCAUAGGAGUAAUCGUAGAGAAGAAUAUGAAAGAAGAAGUGAAGAAUAUUUUUUACAAGAUGAUUUCAGAAUGCGGCACCGCUCACGGUCCUAUUCUCCUCUUAUUAAUGAUGAUCAUGGAAUAGAAGAGCAUCAUUUAUUACGAUCACGUUCGUCUAUAAGAAAUUACGAUGAGAGAAGUUCUAAUGAAUAUCAAAUAAGACGUGAACAUAUCAUCGAUUUAACAAAAGAUAGGAAGCGUGAACUAUCUCGUUCUCCCCAUAGAUAUGAUAGUAGAGAUGAACAUUAUCUAACAUCAAGAUCACAUUACCCCAAUAGAGAUUUUGAUUCAAUGCAAGGAAGAGAAAGCGAGAAAUUUUUUUCAGAUCAUAAUAACUUCAGGAACGAUGUACAAGGAGUUGCCAUUCGUGAACAUUUUCGAUCAUAUUCUCCUUCUGAAUACGAUCGCAAGGAACAUAAUUUUCAUUUAUCAAGAUCCCGAUCGCCAGCUAGAGAUUAUGAUAAGCGAAACGCUGAACGUUCCCGCUCCCGUCCUCGUCCAUAUUCUCCAAUUAGUAAUGAUCGUAAUGAAGAAUUGUAUUAUUCAUCAAACUCGCGUUCUCCCAACAGGAGAAUGAAUCAAGAUUUUUAUUCUCAAGAUAAUAAUUUCAAAGAAGGACUAAGAAGAGAUGCUAAACAUUUGGAUAAUUUAAGAGAAACUAAAGAUUCAAAACGUCCACAACGUGAGAUACCCUCUUUACUUACACUAGAUGUUUUUGGAAAUCAAACACCAGGAUCCCAGAAUAGAUCUCAAAAUCACAAUAUUCCUUCACUCCUAUCAUUACCCAUACCCGAUUUAAUAGAUUUGCAACAACCAUCAACAUCUGCUAAAGCAAACCACAUUAAACAGAAAUCAAAGUUUGACAAUAGAGGAAAACCCCAACCAAUUAAAAAUAAGCCAACUGCGUAUGUCCAAACUACGGGACAAAAUUUAGGACUUAAGCAACACAUAGCAGAAGUUCCCAUCAUAGAAUCCGGCCUGAAGAAGCCAUCACCCGGCAAAUUAAAAUAUAAUCCACAAGAUUAUUGGUCACAAUGGUGGCAGUCGUAUAAGUAUAUUGAAUAUUCAAUACCAAAAAUAAAUCCAAAUGACAGUGAAGUAAAGGAAUGUCUUAAGUUCUUGUUUAAACCACCAACAAAUAAAUUUCGUCACAGCAAGAAUUCACUUUUGAAUAAAGGAGUGAGAACUAUUAUGAAAACUGUGGAUAUAAAUGAAACAAAUUAUUAUGUGCGUGACAUUUAUAAGUUAUUUAAAUUUAAAAAACAUUUGGAAGAUCCGAAUUUUCAAAAUUAUUUAACGCCUCAGGAAUUAAAUUGUAUCGCACCGGCAUUAAGACAAUUUCAAAUUAAAUCCACAAUGGCUUAUCUAUAUCAGGCUAUGAUUUGUAGAUGGCACAUUUCGCUGGACAUAAUGAAGAAGGUUCAAGCUGGUGAACCGAUUCUCUCGAAUUAUGCUCGUAAUUUACUCAAUGGCAAAUGUUUUAAUUACUUAGUCAUGGAAGCUAUACGGGAAUUAAAGAAAAUGUGUCAACAAGAUUGGCCUCAAUUUGGAGAAUUUUAUAAAAAUAUUAAGGCGAAAAAAAUAAAUAUUUAUUCGAUGGGCCUAGGUCCCGGCAUGGAUGUAAAUAAUGCUAAUCCCAUUAAUAAAUAUAAUAAUGAAGAUGAUGAAAUUGAUAUUUAUUAAGUGCUUAAAUCUAACGUCUUAAUUGUUUAAUUAUUCAACUUGUUUUAAAUUUAAUGUAAUUUAUAGAAUAAUUCAUACUAAAACCGACAGAAAACUUUAAAUUUAUCAUUUUUGAUUUUAAUAAAAUUCACCAUGGACUUGCAAUACAUAAACCACUCUAUGUAUUAUCAUUUAUUAAUAUCACAAAUGAUAAAGUUUUGUCCGAUUUUGUAUGAAUUUCUCUAAAAAUUUUGGUAAAUAUAUAUUAUGAAUGAAAAUAAUAAAUUUUUAUUAAAAUCAAUGAAAUUAAUUGCCACCACAGAGAGAUAUGAGUUCAUAUAAAUCCCAACGCAGAUCGAUAGUUUAUCCACUAGAUUAGACCGUAUGU